AUGUCAGUCGCGUUUCAUCACCGUAUGCGCACUCAAUACAUUUCUCCCACGUACAACCAUCACCACUACGGCUUCGCCAUCCACGCGUUUGGCCAAUUCGAGAGAAACACCACCUGCAUUGCUCCCAUUGAGCUCAGGAUCCCCAACCACGAGCCCACCACCUACUUCGACGUCAUCACCUUCACCAAAGACACCUACCACAUAGCCGUCAUCGCCAUCAUCGCUAUCAACAUGAGCGCCCCCUCCCGCGAGCAGUGCAUGGCUGCCCCCACUCCUGGCCGCUUCGUGUCUGAUGUCAAUCGUAUUGGUCCUGAUGGCAGAAUUCUUCCCGCUGGUGCUGCUUUUGCUGCUGCUGCUGCUGCUGCUGCUGCUGAGCAGGAGGCUCGCAGAAGAGCUGACGACCAGACCUUUGCUACUGCUGCUGCCGUCAGCCGCGAGGUCGAGCGCGAGAACGCUGGCGAGAAAAAGUCUCUCCUUCGUCGUGUUGGCAGCAAGAUCGCUUCUGUCUUCAAGCGUGAUCAGGAGAAGAUGAACUAG
Molecule: messenger RNA, 537 nt
Organism: Aureobasidium namibiae CBS 147.97
Lineage: Eukaryota; Fungi; Ascomycota; Dothideomycetes; Dothideales; Saccotheciaceae
Exons: 1
Coding region: 1-537 (178 amino acids)
Source: RefSeq, a predicted model, not a curated record